CUCAGCUCGAGAAUCAUGGAGCGGAAGCUGCAGGGCGCCUGGCUGCCCGCUGGCCGAGGACACCUGGAGAGACCGUUCCCGGGCCCCUGCGGCGCCGCGGUGCCCGAGCUCAGCCCCCGGAACGGCCUCCACUGCGCCCAUGCUGACAGCGGUGUCCUGAAGCCCAGGGUGGUGACCGUGGUGAAGCCGGGGGCGCACCCCCUGCGGAAGAUCACCCUGCUCCUCAAUCGGCGCUCGGUGCAGACCUUCGAGCAGCUCUUAGCGGACAUCUCGGAGGCCUUGGGCUUCCCCAGGUGGAAGAACGACCGCGUGAGGAAACUCUUCAACCUCAAGGGCAGGGAAGUCCGGAGUGUCUCUGACUUCUUCCGGGAAGGGGACGCUUUCAUAGCCACGGGCAAGGAGCCGUUGACCUUGAAGAACAUUCAGGUGGCCAUGGAAGAACUGUACCCCACCAAAGCCCGGGCCCUGACGCUGACCCAGCACAACAGGGUCCCUUCUCCGAGGCUGAGAAGCAGGCUUUACAGCAAGGCUCCGAAAGGGGGCCACCACUGUGGGGACACCGAGAUGGCCAAGACCUGCAGUGAGGCUGCUGGGUCCCAGGCAGCCCUCGGACGUCAGGGGAAGGCCCCUGUGGAGCCGGCGCAGGAGGACAGGGUGAGGGGCCAGACGUGGGUGAGGGGGAAGCGGGAGCCCGAGCCCGGUAGCCGGCUGCCCGGGGAAGCCGCGUUCGAGAGGCAUGCCAGCGGAGACAAGCACCUGGGGGUGGCGACCGAGAGGACCUCAGGGGACCUGAUCAGGUGUGAGAAGUGUCAGAGGGAGAGGGAGCUCCGGGAGGGCCUGCAGAGGGAGCCGCUGUCCCUGGGGACCCGCGAGCUGCACAUGGGCACGUGCCAGCGGUACGACAGGGAGAAGCUGGCGAGGACCAGGAGCUGCAGGAGGUCCCCCGAGGCCCACCCUCCGGCUGGGGAGGAAGGGGGCAAGGGUGAUGGCCUUCGGAGCAGUCCCAGGAACCCCGCUCAGGAGCUGAAGAGACCCAGCAAGGGCACGGACAAGAAAGAGGACAGAGACCCCGCAGGUCAGGAAGGUCAGCCACAAGGAGCAGCUAAGACUAAGAAGGACGUCAUGGAAGCUCAGCCCGUCAGAGAGGAGGGGCCGAGGGACGGGAAGAAAGACCCCAGGAGCAAGGCUGGGGGCUGGUUCCCCAGGGAGAACCCGGCCGACUCGGAGAAGCUGCCCAGGGCCCGCGGGGAAGAGCUGGAGGCAGAGAAGGAGAAGAGGCCAUGUGCAUCCGGUGGGAGAAAGAUGCUUCCCAGAGAGGACCAGCCCACCAGGGUGGAAAAGGAGCCCAAGAUGAGGACCGGGGAAAGCAAGCCAGAGAAGCCUGGCGGCGGGAAGCGGCGGCCCGCCGGCAUCAUCUCAGCCAGCGUGGAGAAGCGGUACGACACCGGCCGGGUCAUCGGGGACGGGAACUUCGCCAUCGUGAAGGAGUGCUGGCACCGGGAGACCCGGCAGGCCUACGCCAUGAAGGUCAUCGCCAAGUCCAAGCUCAAGGGCAAGGAGGACAUGGUUGACAGUGAGAUCUUAAUCAUCCAGAGCCUUUCUCAUCCCAACAUCGUGAAGCUGCACGAAGUGUACGAAACGGACUCGGAAAUCUACCUGAUCAUGGAGUACGUGCAGGGCGGGGACCUGUUCGAUGCCAUCAUAGAGCACGUGAAGUUCCCAGAGCGGGACGCGGCCCGCAUGCUCACGGACCUGUGCAAGGCUCUCGUCCACAUGCACGACAAGAGCAUCGUCCACCGGGACCUCAAGCCGGAGAACCUGCUGGUUCAGAGGAAUGAGGACAAAUCUAUGACCUUGAAGCUGGCUGACUUCGGCCUUGCAAAGCACGUGGUGAGGCCAGUGUUCACUGUGUGUGGGACCCCGACUUACGUUGCACCUGAGAUUCUUUCCGAGAAAGGUUACGGGCUGGAGGUGGACCUGUGGGCCGCGGGCGUGAUCCUCUACAUCCUGCUGUGUGGCUUCCCGCCGUUCCGCAGCCUGGAGCGGGACCAGGACGAGCUCUUCAGCAUCAUCCAGCAGGGCCACUUCGAGUUCCUGGCCCCUUACUGGGACAGUAUCUCUGAGGCUGCCAAAGAUCUGGUGAGCCGGUUGCUGGUGGUAGACCCCAAAAAACGCUACACGGCCCACCAAGUCCUUAAGCACCCCUGGAUUGAAACUGCUGGGAAGGCCAGGGCCGCAAACCUGCAGGAGGGGUCCCCCGGCAGCGAGGGCCCCGUCCAGGGCCAGCACGCGCGGGCUGCAGAGCAGGCACCCGAGUCCCCGCCCCCGGCCCCCCUCCAGCCCCCGUCUGCUCCAGGACACAGGGAAGAAGUUUAG
This is a messenger RNA of Molossus molossus (Pallas's mastiff bat), 2376 nucleotides long. RefSeq names its product doublecortin like kinase 3 (gene DCLK3). The record is from RefSeq and is a predicted model, not a curated record. The transcript is spliced from 4 exons. Gene Ontology annotation, biological process: protein phosphorylation; intracellular signal transduction. Lineage: Eukaryota; Metazoa; Chordata; Mammalia; Chiroptera; Molossidae. Gene Ontology annotation, molecular function: protein kinase activity; ATP binding. The coding region runs from base 16 to 2376 and encodes 786 amino acids.